Messenger RNA from Durusdinium trenchii, 3104 nucleotides. The record is from the annotation of a GenBank genome assembly. NCBI's taxonomy places the organism in Eukaryota, Dinophyceae, Suessiales, Symbiodiniaceae.
UGAAGCACGGCCCCCCAACCAGCUUCACCAAAGCGCUGAUGGCAAGUGGCUGUCGUCUAUGACGCGGCUUUGGUGCGUUGAUGGAGCGAACCCAUUCGGCAAAGGGCAGCAGGCAUGACCUCUCCCCGGGGUGCGUCGCCCCGGAGUCCGCGCGGAUCAAGCCCAGCACAAAGUCCACGCGACAGCCCACGUGGCGACAGCCCACGCGGCGACAGUCCACGUGGUGCCAGUCCACGAGGCCGGCGGCAGUCGGCUCGAGGGCGGAACUCCGUGCACGAGGACUCCCCACGCUGGGCGAACCGUCCACGAAGGCGGCCGUGCGCGGGCCGCAGCAACUCUUCCCUGCUGGCCGAUGUGGUGGUGAAGAACGAUGAGAUUGAGGCACUCAAGGAGUCCCUGCAGCGUGGCGGCGGCGUGGUGGCGCGGAAGACAGUCGGGGAGUUCUUGAAGGGUUUCCGCUUGGCUGCGGGACAGGAUCUGAAGCUCGAAGCCUUUGACAUCACAGGCCUAAAGGACGGUGAGGAGGUGGAUCCCCGCUUGGCCUCCGUGGUGCAGGACUCGCUCGCAGGGAGUCGUGAAGAUGAUCGGGACAUCCGCUUGUACGCUCGACCUCCGUGGUAUGAGCCAGAGGAUGCAGUGCCUUUGAGCAGAUGCCAGCAGUUCUGGAGCCGCUGGCUGCCCUGCCUCCGCAAGCCCAAGCGCUGGCGCCGGAAGCGACACCUGGGGGAAGGUCUUUUUGGCUGUUAUGUGCGAGUUCAACAAGCCUUGCUCCGCUUGGUCUAUCGGAAGAGCUCUGCCGCCAAGCAGCGCGACAUUUUUGUGAGUUUUCAGGAGGCCGACCGAGAUUUGGCGCGGUGGCUGCGUCUCUUUUGCGAUAUGCGUUCUUUGUCUGCGUAUGCGCAAUUGCCCAAUGAAGCUGCUCGGAAGUCUUUGGAGAAGAAGCCACAGGAACCGCAGGAGCCACAGAACUCCCGGAGCUCGCUCCGCGGAUCGAUCCGCGGAUCGAUGCGCGGCUCCAUCCGCGGCUCCAUCCGCGGCUCCAUCCGCCGGUCCAUUGCGUCGAUGAGCAGCGUGGCCUCGCAGCGCACGGGCGACAUGGACACAGGUGGACCAGUGGAGGAGACUGCCGUACCUGUGGAAGAGCAAGAGGUCUCUUUGCCUCAGUGGCUGCAAGAUCGCGAGGAGCUGAUCCGGACUUCACGAGUCUUCCUGGUGAUCACCAGUCAGGACUCUUUGGAGAAUGCUGCGGUUUUGCAGGAUUGCAUCUGGGCCUGGCAGUGGGGAGUCCCUGUGCUGCCAGUACGCCGUGUGGGGGACAACAAGCUCCCAAAGGAGGUGAAGAAGAAACUUCGUUUCCUCCACACCCUAAAGAUGGGUUUGCCAGAGGUGGGCCUCGGAACGAACCGGAAGGAUUUCUUCUUCAAGGUCUCCUCCUCAUUGGCUGCCGGCAUCCGCAUGGGUCGAAGUCGGAAGCGGCCCAAGAUGCCACGGCAUGUUUGGGAUUUCUUCUUCCGGGCCGUGAAGCAUUUGCAGCGUGACUCCAAGGACUUGCAGAGCACCGAAGCCUCCGUUUCUGAGCGGCCCGUGCUGGGCCUCACCACUGGCGAAGCACGCUUCUGCAUCGAGCGGGGCCAAUUGGUGGAUGUCCCGGAUUUGGGAAGACUGGAGAAACCAGAGAAGGUCAAGAAGGAGGAAGGAACCGGCAGACAUGAAAGCAAAAACCAGGAGGAAUUAGUGGCCAAAGACAAGACUGAGCAAACGGAGCUCUCGGCGGCCAUGGAAGAUCGCACCUUUGGGAUUUUGACGAUGCUGAGCCUCCUGGGCUCACAGAACUUCCAGGUGGCGACCAAGGCAGCUCAAGUACUGCGAACCAUCACUGCCACGGAGCGUGGGGCCGCGGCAGUGGCGCUCUUCGGCGGGGUGGAGGUCCUGUUGAAGCUGGUGGCCGUGGCCAUCGAGGGCUCGCAGGAAAAGAAGCAGGCGUCCACCAAGCGCAACAUCUUUGGUCGCAAAGCCAAGGAUACGCCGGCAUCCCCAACAUCCGCUUCCCCGAAGAGUGGACGUGCAAGGGAUGAGGUCGAGCAAGCCAAGAGUGCGCGGUGGGGCAAGGAAACUUCGCCCGAGUCUGCGCGUGGUCCAAGUAGCCCUCGAAACCGUGGAGCUGUUGGUGCUCUGGACAGCCCGCCGGAAUCUCCCAGGGACUCUCCCAAGAGUGCUCGCUGGCGAAGGGGCACUUCUGCGCAGGACAGCCCUCCAGAGUCUCCGGGCCGGGACUCCCCAAGGAGCGCUCGCUGGCAAGAGGACAGCCCAUCUCAGUCUCCGGAUUCUCCGAAAAGUGCCCGCUGGCGGGGCGUUUCGCCACGGGACGACGCAUCCCCACGAGACGCGUCUCCACGCAGCCCAAGGGCACGGGCAGAGGGUCCCAUGAGCGCUCGAGGAGGCCGCGGUGGCCAGGAGAGUCCGCGGGAAGAGACGGAUGCCAAGCCCAACAAGCUGGCAAAGAGGCGACUGCCUUGCUUGGGUCGUUGCCGAAGAAGGCGGCACGAGGAGGACGUUGCAGAUGAGGAUGACGAUGAAGAAGAUGAAGAAGAUGGUGCUGGGGGAGGCCACCAUGGUCAUGGGAAGUCAGGUGAUUCCAGCAAUCUCUUCUUCCGCUGCGCCGAUCAUGGCUUGGCAGCCCUUCGAAACUUGGCAGCCUUUUCGCGGGAGCGGAAGGAGCAGAUCUUGGAGAAAGAGGGCGAAAAGGUGACCAUGGAGGCCUUGCGCGUCUGCCGCGGCCUGACCGAAGCCCAGCAGCCUGCGCGCUCGGCUUCGGCGCUGCUGCGAAACCUGUCCGGAGGCCUGCGAGGUCACUUGCAAGCACAACGGGGAAGACUGAGCGCUGAUUCACUCAAAUUCAUAUGUAUUUGCCCUGUUAUGACUGUUAUGUCCUGAGCUGGUCAGGAAAGGUCAGAACUGAAGGAGGCAAAGAAGAUCAAAGAAGGAUCAAGGCAACCCAGGAUGAGCUAGAACUAGCAGGUCCGACUUCUACAGCGUUUUUUGCGACUUCUGCAGUGUGACCUGGGGUUCGUGUCCUCACCAAGGAGCAUAUGCUUUGAGAGGUG